Messenger RNA from Ananas comosus (pineapple), 1742 nucleotides. Its product is annotated as probable polygalacturonase. The transcript is spliced from 5 exons. Gene Ontology annotation, biological process: carbohydrate metabolic process. Gene Ontology annotation, molecular function: polygalacturonase activity. The record is from RefSeq and is a predicted model, not a curated record. Bases 138 to 1511 code for a protein of 457 amino acids. NCBI's taxonomy places the organism in Eukaryota, Viridiplantae, Streptophyta, Magnoliopsida, Poales, Bromeliaceae.
GUUAACCACCAAUUGCGUAUAACCUCUAGAGAGAGAAACAAGAGAGAGAUUAGAGAGAGAUUAAAACCUAUUUCUCCUCUCUCUCUCUCUCUCUCUCUCUUUCUCUCUCUCUCUAAACAUAGCGUGUAUUAUGGGACAUGGAUGUCCCCGAGAGACCCCAUCUCCUCCUCACUAAGAAGCCUCCGCCAUGGCCCAUCCUCCUCUUCCUCUUCCUCACCCUCUUCCUCCUCUUCCUCCACCCCUCCUCGACCCCGAAUCCGAACCCGAACCCGAACCCGAACCUGAAUUUGAAUCCGAAUCCGAAUUCGAUCACCUGCGCGGGCUUCUACCGGCCCCGCGGCCCGCCGAGGAAGGCGGUGGGGUCGAUCGUCGACUUCGGCGGGGUCGGCGACGGCGCCACGUCGCAGCUCAACGUGCCUCGGGGGGCGUGGUUGACCGGCAGCUUCAACCUCACCAGCAAUUUCACGCUGUUUCUAGAAAAGGGUGCAGUAAUUUUCGGCUCACAGGAUCCUGAAGAGUGGCCUCUGAUUGAGCCAUUGCCAUCCUACGGCCGAGGGAGGGAGAGAUUGGGGGCUCGCCACGUCAGCCUCAUCCAUGGAAAUGGCCUCACUGAUGUUGUAAUUACUGGAAAUAAUGGAAGCAUAGAUGGGCAAGGGAGGAUGUGGUGGGAGCUUUGGUGGAACAAAACCCUAAACAACACAAGGGGUCACCUUGUUGAGCUAGUGAACUCUACAAACAUCCUCAUCUCCAACAUAACACUACUUAAUUCCCCAUUUUGGACCAUCCAUCCUGUUUAUUGCAGCAAUGUGGUGAUAAGGAAUCUAACUAUUUUGGCACCUCUUAACUCCCCAAACACUGAUGGUAUUGAUCCAGAUUCAAGCUCACAAGUGUGCAUUGAGGAUUGCUACAUUGAGAGUGGAGAUGACUUGGUUGCAGUAAAGAGUGGCUGGGACCAAUACGGCAUGGCGGUCGCCCGUCCGAGCACCGACAUCAUCAUCCAGAGAAUCUCCGGCACGACUCCGACGUGCUCGGGGGUCGGCUUCGGAAGCGAGAUGUCCGGCGGGAUCUCGAACAUCCUAGUGAAUGAUCUCCGCGUCUGGAACUCGGCGUCUGCGGUCCGGUUCAAAACCGACAAAGGGCGGGGCGGAUACGUAACAAAUGUGACCAUCACAAAUGUGGCCAUGGAAAAUGUUAAGAUCCCUGUGAGGUUUAGUAGGGGCUCAAAUGAUCACCCAGAUGAGAAUUAUGAUCCAAAUGCUCUCCCCAGGAUCAGUAAUCUUUAUGUCGGUAACGUGGUCGGAUCGAAUAUCGCGCGGUCGCCGGUUUUGGAAGGGAUUAAGGGAACAAUUUAUGAAGGGCUUUGUUUCCGAAAUGUUAGUUUUGAAGGGGUUAAUAUGAAAAAGAAGUGGCAGUGUGAGUUUGUUAGGGGAGAGGCAUAUGAUGUUUCUCCAAUGCCUUGUGAACAGCUCUUGAGCAAUGGGUCUUCUUCAUCUUCGUGCAGGAACAAAUAGGAUGCAAAUUUUAAAAUUUUUUUACUUGCUUUUCAUUUUUUUGGAUAUAGAGAAGUUGUGGAUUAUUAUAUUUGUGAGUAAAUGAGUUAGGAGGGGAAAAGAUAUUGGUUUUAAGUAAGAUUUUUUUUGUUUUUUAUCCUUGAUUUUUAUACGAGGACUAGAGAAUCAGAGGCAUGUAAAGAGAAUUUUUCAAUGAAUAAGAAGAUCAGAUCGAUCUUUUAGAUAACACCA